AUGGAGGAUCCGGCGCCAAGGCGGGUCAAGGAGGUGAAGGUGUCGGCCGGAGAGAGUGCGUUUUUAUUGGAUGCUGACAGGUCAGCCUUGCCGGGCGGGGCGGCCGACGCAGCUUGGAAGCCACAAGCUGCCCAAUUCCAAUUCUUCAAAUCGGGCACCUGGCCUUUGGGGGAGCAGGAAGCGGCUCUCACCCAGAGGGCUGCUGACUUGCGAGGCACAUUGCAGAAGGAGAUGGCGAAAGAUCGCAGUGACGAGCACGAGCUCCAGCAGCAGCUCCACCGCAGCCAAGAGAGGCUUAACCAAACAAGGAAAAAAACAGUUGCAGAACAAAGUCGGGAAGCAACGUUGAAGCACGAUGUCGAACGAGUGAAGCACCAGUUGACGCACGAAACCGCCUCGGCCAAGCGCGAUGCAAACGCCCGGGCAGCCACGGCUUCGGCGCAGGCACAGCAAGCCCUUGUGAGCCGCGCCUCGGCCCUUGCAGAUGUGACCCGGUGGAGGCAGCGGACGCAGGAAUUGCAGGCACAGCUGAAUAAUCUCAACAAAACCCUGCACAAGCUGGAUGUCAAAGAAUCCCAAAGCCAGGCCCAUCAGAAUGAUCUCACGAGUUCGCAGCACGGACAGAAGCUUGAAGAGCUUCAGAGCAAGUUGCAAGCAACGAAGCGGGAACGGGAAAAGGAGGCCAAGGCCUGGACAAGGCAGCGUAAGGAUUUGCAAUCGGAGUUGCAAAGGCAGCAUGCCGCAGCAAGUGUCGCUAUGAGAGAGCAGCGGCGAGUCGCAGCAGAGGCCAUUGCCAAACAAAGAGCGACAGAGCAGGAAUCUGCUUGGGCGCAUCAAGCAGUUGACGAGGCAAAGAAGCGGGAGGCGGAAUCUCAGGCUGCCGAAGAGAGAGAAGCAAAGGCAGCUGAACGCCACGAGAAAGCAGAGCAGAAUGCCAAACACACCGUACAGGCCCUGCGACGUCAGCUACAUCAUGGCCGACAGCAGGUCCUGGUUUCGGUCGCCGCCCUCGUCGCCUUGCUCUUGGCCGGCAUGGUGCUUCUCGUGGCCCUACGCUGGCACUACCUCGCGGAGCGAGCGGAGCACAUUGAGGCCAUCAUGAAGUUGCAUGAUGACCGCGAGAAGGUCCUCACCGCCUUGGAGCAGGCGUGCGAUUCCUUGCAGGCGCCGCUUCUUCCUAACGGCAGCAAGGAUUAG
Messenger RNA from Symbiodinium sp. CCMP2456, 1197 nucleotides. The record is from the annotation of a GenBank genome assembly. NCBI's taxonomy places the organism in Eukaryota, Dinophyceae, Suessiales, Symbiodiniaceae.